GAGUAAGCGUUGCUGUUUCUUCUGAUCUGAAACUCAGUCGCCCAAAUUCUCAAACAAAGCAAAUCGAUGGCGCCUCCACCUGGUCCCUACUCCGGCUCCAGCACUCUCGCUCUUGUGGCUCGUGUAUCUGCUUUCUCUUUUGGACUUGUUUAUGGUAGCUUUAAGCUCAAGUACCUCAAGGGUAAGGCAAAGUCUCAAAGGAAAGCUGAAGCAAAGGCUCACCACCGAAGCAGGGGGUUUUUGCUCAAAGUUGGUUUGCGUUUAGUGUAGGAAUAAAGCAUUUCGAUGGUAUUGUACCAGUUUUUCAUUUCGGCUUAUGAAACUUUUAUGGACCAU
Molecule: messenger RNA, 336 nt
Organism: Hibiscus syriacus
Lineage: Eukaryota; Viridiplantae; Streptophyta; Magnoliopsida; Malvales; Malvaceae
Exons: 3
Coding region: 67-270 (67 amino acids)
Biological process (GO): proton motive force-driven ATP synthesis
Molecular function (GO): proton transmembrane transporter activity
Source: RefSeq, a predicted model, not a curated record